Messenger RNA from Papaver somniferum (opium poppy), 1742 nucleotides. Its product is annotated as mitogen-activated protein kinase kinase kinase ANP1-like. Bases 128 to 1429 code for a protein of 433 amino acids. Lineage: Eukaryota; Viridiplantae; Streptophyta; Magnoliopsida; Ranunculales; Papaveraceae. The transcript is spliced from 15 exons. The record is from RefSeq and is a predicted model, not a curated record. Gene Ontology annotation, molecular function: protein kinase activity; ATP binding. Gene Ontology annotation, biological process: protein phosphorylation.
UGUGACUCUCCAAUAAUAGGCUUCAAAAUAAAACCCUUUCCCUCUUCACUCUCCCAACUCCGACACUCCCUUCCUUUACUCGAAACCCUAAAAAAGAAUCAAAUUCUGUGAAUGAUUUAGAAAGAAAAUGAUUCAAGAACUGUUUGGAUCGGUUCGUCGAUCGCUGGUUUUUAAGAAUGGAGUUGAUGAAGGAGGAGGAGGUAGUGGCGGUUUAGUUGAUAAGAUUAUUAACAAGUCUUCAAGGGUUGGAUUAUUCACUCACAAUCAAAAACCUUCAGUAUCAUCAGUAUUACCUACAAUCCGAUGGAGAAAAGGGGAAUUAAUUGGUUGUGGUGCAUUUGGCCGUGUCUAUAUGGGAAUGAAUCUCGAUUCCGGAGAACUUCUUGCAGUUAAACAGGUUUUGAUUGCAGUAAAUUCAAAGGAAAAGGCACAGGAUCAUAUUCGAGAACUUGAGGAAGAAGUGAAGCUUCUUAAGAAUUUAUCGCAUCCGAAUAUAGUGAGGUAUCUAGGAACUGCAAGGGAAGAGGAUACGUUGAAUAUCUUGUUGGAAUUUGUACCAGGAGGAUCUAUUUCAUCCCUACUUGGAAAAUUUGGUUCCUUCCCUGAGGCUGUUAUAAUUAUGUACACUAAACAACUGCUUUUGGGGUUGGAGUAUCUCCAUAGGAAUGGAAUCAUGCACAGAGACAUUAAGGGUGCAAAUAUUCUUGUUGAUAAUAAAGGAUGUAUCAAGCUUGCUGACUUUGGUGCGUCGAAGCAAGUUGUUGAGCUAGCUACUAUAUCUGGCGCCAAGUCAAUGAAGGGUACUCCUUAUUGGAUGGCUCCUGAAGUGAUUCUUCAAACUGGGCAUAGUUUCUCGGCAGAUAUUUGGAGUGUUGGAUGUACUGUCAUUGAGAUGGCAACUGGAAAGCCUCCAUGGAGCCAGCAGUAUCAGGAGGUUGCUGCUCUAUUCCAUAUUGGGACAACAAAAUCUCACCCACCCAUCCCUGAGCAUCUUUCAGCUGAGGCUAAGGACUUUUUGCUAAAUGCUUACAAAGGAGCCAAACUUGAGGCCUCUGCAUUGAAUUGUUGCAGAAAUCUGCCCUUGUUGUCAGAUGACCCGAAUAAGAGUUUUAAUCCCAUGUGUCAGCCCACUGAUGACUGGCUGUGCAAGUACGAUCAAAGUCCAGAACCAGAUAAUGAAUAUAGAAGAAUCGACUCCUUCUCGGUUCCUGAGCGGAGAGGCCUUAUUGAUCAUCAGAGUAAACCAGUCAAUACAAGUCCGAGUUUUUCUGAGAGGCAGAGGAAGUGGAAAGAAGAGCUUGAUCAAGAACUCGAGAGAACAAGAGAGAAGAUGCGGCAAGCAGGUCUAGGAGGGAAGAUAUUGUCUCCAAAUGACCGAACCUCGAAUCGGCAGAAAGAGCGUUUACGGUUUGCAUCCCCUAGCAAAUAAAACUGUAAGAUUGUGUGCUUGUACAGCUGUUUUUUAACACAGAAGGUUCAGAUCUUCCAGUCUGCCAAAGUUGAGUGUGUGAGUAAUACAAAUGUAUGUAAGUUCUUGUCGUGUUUUACAAUAAAUAAAUGUUUUUGUAAAAACAGUAGUGCAGUGCCUAUGCACUGUGGGUUCCUAAAACAAACUUUUGGUUACUUUUAGUUUCUCCUUUCUUUAUGAAAUUUUGUUGAUGUAUUAAAUCAGGACGACAGCGCCAUGGUUUGGGAACAACCACAUCUAUUCUUUUAGGAAAACCAUCUUAAUUUCUUGUGUA